GUAUGAAUAGAAUUGGAUUUGGAUUGUUAUGUAUAAUGUUGGUGACAGCUAGCAGCAAUGUGAUGUUACAGACAGCAGAUCAUAGUGCAUUUAUAGAAGUGUUUAAAACUUAUGUAAUGAGUGUUGGUUUACAAGGAAAUAGUCAAAACAAAGUGAAUUCGGUGGAAGAUUAUUUGGAGAAUUAUUGAUGAUGGUUCAGAAGGGUGAAACAUUAUAGAGUCUAAAUGAUCAUGUUGAAGAGUUGAGAAAGCAUUUGGCAAAUGAUGAAUCAGAGGAUGAGAAAUAUUUCAAUGAUAAAUAAUAAGAAAUGGAAGCUACAUUUUCAGGAUUAGCAAAUGAAGUAGAAGAAUUAAGAGUAUCAGUUGAACAAGCAGCAAGUAGAAUUUAAGUUUUGAAUAACUAAUAAACUAUUAUUGAUGGAUUAUUUGCAAAUGAUUAAUAAGCAUAUUAAAAGAGAGUUGGUGAUUAAAAUGCUAUUUUGGAUGUAAUUGGAUAAUUGUUAUUACGUGUGAGUGAAUUACAAUAAGGAGGUGGACAUAGUUUAAUUGAAAAAGAUAAUUUAUUAGAUGAAAUCAAAGCAUUAGGAAGAGGAAAACAUAUUGAAGUCUUAGCUUAAGUAAUUAAUUAUUAUUUACAUUUAGAUUACUGCUCAUUUAUAAACUGAAUAAGUUGAACAUAUUUAAGAAUUGUUGAAUAGAUUGAGAGAUGCAGUCUUAAAUAGUUUAGCAAUUGAUGAAGAGAAGGAAUAAGAAAAUAUUAGAUUAUACAAUAAGUUGAGUGGUGAAAUCAGAAGGUAAUAUUAAUAUAUUAUAUAUAUUUUAUUAGUUCAUUGGCUUAAAGUGAUAGAUCAUAUUAAGAAUUGGAUGCUCACUUUUAAUAAAAGGAAUUGGAAUUGAAUACUAAGAAAUUGGCAGUACGUGAAGUAGGAUAGACAUUGUAAGACAGAAAUGAUUAGAGGUGAAUAAUUCUAUAAUAUUAAUAGAUAAUUUAUAUUGGAUAGAGUCUAAGAGGCAUAAAAAUUAUUGAAUGAUAAUUUAGAUAGAAUUGCAAGAUGGUCAGUUGAAAGCGAAUGAAC
Molecule: messenger RNA, 1075 nt
Organism: Paramecium pentaurelia
Lineage: Eukaryota; Ciliophora; Oligohymenophorea; Peniculida; Parameciidae
Source: the annotation of a GenBank genome assembly